AUGAAGAGGCGGUACACUCACCUGUUAAACCGAGAGCCAACUAGCAUUCUCGAGUCCAUGUACCAGGAGGCGCUACGUGAGAGCGAGGCCCGGGACCAGGUGCGGAAGCAGUCCGUGAUCAACUUGCAGGCCGCUGUAGUCUUGCAGGGAGGUUACCUCGACGAGGUCCACCAACGGAUGCAGGGCCGGGAACAGAAGGAGGCGGGAAAGAAGCCGGGGGGGAAGGCUGUUUUCAAGCACGAGCAAGCACAGAAGCGGAAGGCAGAGGAGAAAGAGGAGCGUAAGUUGGAAAAGGAGCGUCAUACGAAGGCACUAGAGAGGUGGAAGGAGGCAUGCAAGGCACGAGAUGAGCGGGUCAAGGCACAGAAGGAGCGGUAUCGCCAGGCCUUGGAGGAGUGGGAGGAUGAGCGACAGCUAGCCAAGACAGAGCGGAGGAGGAUUGGAUGGCAAAAGCCAAUGCUAGGAGCAGUUGAGAAGAAGCCGGGACGGCCAAAGAAGAGGGCGGCACAGCAGGCAGACGAGGAUGGCAGCGACGGAGAGGAGCAGGAGGAUGAAAGUGAGAUGGACGUUGAUUACGAUGACUAG
Molecule: messenger RNA, 585 nt
Organism: Dichomitus squalens LYAD-421 SS1
Lineage: Eukaryota; Fungi; Basidiomycota; Agaricomycetes; Polyporales; Polyporaceae
Exons: 2
Coding region: 1-585 (194 amino acids)
Source: RefSeq, a predicted model, not a curated record